Diprion similis is the source of this 2133-nucleotide messenger RNA. Its product is annotated as proteoglycan 4-like. Gene Ontology annotation, cellular component: chitin-based extracellular matrix. The coding region runs from base 65 to 1666 and encodes 533 amino acids. The transcript is spliced from 2 exons. Gene Ontology annotation, molecular function: structural constituent of chitin-based larval cuticle. Lineage: Eukaryota; Metazoa; Arthropoda; Insecta; Hymenoptera; Diprionidae. The record is from RefSeq and is a predicted model, not a curated record.
ACUUCCCGCUUGCACUUACUCAGUGAAACUCUCAGAUACCCGUUGCCCGAGCCCAUUAACCACCAUGAGGAUUAUUCUACUGGUGAUCCCAGUCUGCCUCCUGGUCCUUUCGGAAGCGCGACGCGUUCCGCAAAGCCGACAGCGAGUGGAGGAACGGCAGGUGUACUACGUCGACGAGGACGAGGAGGGUGCGGGGGUCGAGGAGGAGGAUUCACCGGUCGUCUACCAGCCGCGAACCCGGGCACUUCCAUCGCCACGUUCCAAGGAUACGAGCGCCUCGAAACCACCGCCUGUCCAGACCAUCCGCAACUACAACAAGGUGAACGACGACGGGUCUUUCACGUUCGGUUACGAGGCGGCGGACGGUUCGUUCAAGGAGGAAACCCGGGGCACGGACUGCGUGGUGCGCGGGAAGUACGGGUACGUCGAUCCCGACGGUAACAAGCGCGAGUUCACCUACGUAUCCGGUAACCCCUGCGACCCCAACGCUCCCAAGGACGAAGACGAGGAGCCGGUGCGUGGGCAGCCCGAGGACGACGUCUCCGGGCCCGCGAACUACCCCUCCGUCAGGCCCGUCCAGCGACCCACACGCCCCACCUUCGCUCCCACGACACGCGCCCCCACCACCAUCUUCCAGACUCAGUACCAGAUCAGCGACGACGACGAAAGCCAGGAACUCGAAGACGUCAGGCCCCAACCACCCCAGCGCCGUCCCCCCGUCGUCUCCAUUCCCCGUCGUCAGCAGUUCACCCAACCACCGACGACCCCCGCCCCGCGUCCAGCCGUCUACCAACCGACCACCCCGCGAUACCAGGCCCCGACCACCCCCGCCUCGACCAUCUAUCGCGCCCUUGAGGCCACCACCACCCCAGCCCCCCAGCCUCAGACCUACAGGCCGCAGUUCGUGCCCGCCGUCGCCAUCACGCCGAGGCCCCAUGCGGCCCAGGUUGCGGCCCAGUACGCGCCCAUCGCGCAGACCGAGAGGCCUGGCGUGAUCUAUGCCCCGAGGCCCGGGCCCCAGACGGUUCGUCAUCGGAGUACCAGUCCCGCGCCGCUAGGUGGCGACGACUUCGCGGCGGAGAUUGAGCGGUACGUAAACACCGUGGGACUCAGUCCCAGACCCGUGAGGCCCACGCAGCCCGCACCGCUGCAGAGCCAAAAACCGAAACAGGCGCAGCGCGCCGACCCCAUCUACCAAUCGGAACUGGUCUUUGACCCGGCAACCGGUCAGUACAAUACACAACUUUAUCAGACCCUGCCGCAGACGGUCGGAGAUUUUAGUUUGAGUCACAAGCUGCAACCGUUUGUAGCACGGCAACAGCUCGCUCAAAGACAGCAGACGGAACAGGAGCCCAGAGCAUCCGCGGCAUCGAUUUACAGGCAAAGAGAACAGCUCCCACAAACCGCCGCCGCCUCCCCCGCCCCCCAGCCUCAAGCCGCCAUAUACAGGCAGCAACAGGCCCAGCUUUUUCAACAGUCCCAGCAACUCUACGCUCAGCAACAACGCAGACAGCAGCAGCCUCAUCGGUUUCAACUUCUAGAGUCCCAGGAAGGUUCUCAACCCUUUUACUACAUCUCGCCGUCCCCGUCAACUGGUAGCGAUUCUUCCCGACUUUCCGCUGGGCAGAUUGAUCAGUUCUUGCGCGGUGCUUCCGCUGGCUUUUAAUCGCGCUCACGUCGCUGAAUUAAUUCACUUUGAGAAAUUUCUGUCUUUUUUUUACUCGCGACGGUAGAACUACGUCAGAUCUUUAACUUACGGUGAACUAACGAUCUAUCAACGCCAAUCGCUCUCAUAGAGAGCGUUCGAUGAAUUCAAACCUUUUAUGCAUAAUAUAUACGUUAUAAAAAUAUGAUUCUUUUUCUACGCGAUAAUGCUGGUAUAACACUUGUGAUCUUCAUCGCGAAAUAGAGUCAAAUUUUACCGGUAAAUAUUACCGACGCGUGCCGAUCGUGGCCCGUGAAAAUCGAUUUAAAAUAUUCCCCAGCAGUCAUUUCUAGCAUGAUUUAUGGAUUCAGCUAACGUUAUGGAAUCCAGCGAUCGAUGACGAGGUUUUCCGUAAAUUUUCUUAUAAGGAACAAACGCAGUGAAAGCUCUCUCCUGACGCAAUGCACGGGUGUAGCACAGAUCACGUU